AUGCCACAUAAUAGGAUCCCAACAUCAAGUCAACAGCAUACUCACGAAGUGUCAGAAGAAGAAAUCACUUUAAAAAAUUUAGCUAAAGAAGUUUAUGUUCAUUUUACAUUAGUGAUCGAUUAUAUUAGUUAUGGGAUAAACUAUUUAAUAUCAUUGAUGCUAAAAAAUUUUUUCGGUAAUCCGGAACCAAGUCUAGUGCACAAUGCCACACCUACAUUUCAUCCUGCCGUAUUAAUAACGGGAGCGUCAGUAGGAGUAGGAAGAGAUGUAGCAAUAACUUUGGCGAGAAAAGGAUAUACUGUAUUUGCAGCAGUAAAUAAAUCUUCAGACUUUGAUUCGUUACUUCAACAAUUCAGAGACCAUAAUAAAAAUGAAAACAAUGGAACACUUCGUUGUAUCGUAUUGGACAUGACAGACCGGAAAGCUAUGCAAAAAACAUAUCAUACUAUCCGUCAUGAUAUUCGAAAUAUGCCAUUCGCGGGUUUGAUUAAUGCCGCGACAACGAUAAUAUAUUUGCCGCUUGAAGUCGCAUCAGAUCUGGCAAUUCGUGAUUGUUUCGAGACGAAUCUUUUUGGCGUAAUUCAUUUAACUAAAUUAUUUUUGCCGCUUUUGAAAGAAAGUCGAGGAAGAGUUAUAAACGUUGGAAGCAUUUCAUCUUUAUGUUCAACUUCGUCAAUGGCUAUCUAUGCUGCUUCUAAAGCGGCAUUAAAAGCUCUUACUCGUACUUGGCGACAAGAAGUUAGAUCAUUAGGAAUAAACAUGAUGUUAAUAGAGCCAGGGAUAAUUGAUACCCAAUAUACACAAAAAGUUCAUCGGGAUUUCCAAGAAUUUAAAGGGUUCUCGAUCAGUUCUCCAUAUCAUGAAGAAAAUGUUAAUCCGAAAACACUGGAGACUUACGAAGAACAGUUCACAAUUGUUGGAAAACUUUUCGAUGAAGUGGUCGAUGCUGCUAAUCCUCCAGGAAUUGUCACCGAUGCAAUUAUACAUGCUUUGACUUCCCGAUUCCCGAAAACUACUUAUUAUGUGGGAAUGGAUUCGAAAUUUUUGGCUUUUAUGAAUUGGGUUUUAGGUGAACAUAUUUCGGAAGCUAUUCAGGAAAAGAUUUUUGGGUUUUAG
Messenger RNA from Ambispora gerdemannii, 1116 nucleotides. Lineage: Eukaryota; Fungi; Glomeromycota; Glomeromycetes; Archaeosporales; Ambisporaceae. The record is from the annotation of a GenBank genome assembly.